Messenger RNA from Centropristis striata (black sea bass), 2123 nucleotides. Its product is annotated as matrix remodeling-associated protein 8-like. Bases 166 to 1485 code for a protein of 439 amino acids. Gene Ontology annotation, biological process: establishment of glial blood-brain barrier; cell adhesion. The transcript is spliced from 12 exons. The record is from RefSeq and is a predicted model, not a curated record. NCBI's taxonomy places the organism in Eukaryota, Metazoa, Chordata, Actinopteri, Perciformes, Serranidae. Gene Ontology annotation, cellular component: cell surface; membrane.
UUCUGUGUUGAAGCCCUAACGUGGCGCUGCCUGUUUACUGUGAAUCUGACCGAAUCAAGUCCUGCUGCUUCUGUGGAUGGAUAAACAACCUGUGUUUUAUUACCCUCAGGAUAGUCUGCCAGGUGCACAGCCUUGACAAGUCUCCGUACCUUUACAGUUGUCAACAUGAAGCCCGAGAGACAGGACAUCAUUUUUCAGGCUCUGCUCUUGAUUCACAUCCCUGUGGCUUGCCUCUUCACUGCAGUGUCAGCUCAGUCUGACAGCAGCAGCAGUGUGGUGGUGGCAGGCUAUAAUGUGAGCGCCCCCGCUGGGACGAAGGUGGUGCUGCAGUGUGUGAGUGGCCGCAUGGUGUGGACCAGAGACAGGGUGAGGGACAGGCAGAGGGUGGUCCACUGGGACAUGUACCGGCCCCGUCCAGACUACGCCAGGGAAAGAGUGCUGGACAUGUUCUCUGCAGGGGACCAGAGGAUCUACAACUCCUACAACCAGGGCAGGGUCGGCCUCAGCCCGAGAGCCUUCAGGGAUGGAAACUUCUCCCUGGUCAUCAAAGAUGUGACGAUGAACGACAGAGGUCUGUAUUCUUGUAACCUCCACCAUCUCUACUGCCACCGGUCCGAGACAAUCAGUGUACAGCUCAACGUCACUAAAUCACGUCGUAAACAGCAGCGCUAUUGGGAUGGACAGAAGGCGGUGUACGUGGUGCUGCUCGGUAGCACUGUGGUGCUGCAGUGCGUCAACCGACAUAACGUGUGGACGGACUGGAGCGAGGAGGAGGAGGACCAGCAGGUGGUCCACUGGGACCGCCAAUCCCCAGGAGUUAGGCGGGACCGCGCUGACCGGCUGGUGGACCUGUACGCCUCUGGGGAGCAGCGUAGCUAUGGGCCGCUGUUCCUCCAGAGGAAAAUGAACAUCAGCAAUCAAGCCUUCUCAGAGGGAGACUUUUCACUUUCCAUAUCUGAUCUGCAGCCCACAGACCAGGGGAUGUAUUCCUGCCACCUCCACCACCAUUACUGUGGUCUACACGAGAGAAGAGAGUUUCACGUCACAGUUGAAGCACCCGUGAUUCAGCCCACCCUGCCAGCCAUAGCACUGCCCAGUGAAGACAAAGACACCACUAAGGCUGAAUCACCGCGAGUCAUCAAUGUUAUUCUGCCCGACCAGAGACACCACUUUCUCCUGCCGUUGGGUUAUGUCCUCACCUCCUUCCUGCUCCUGGCAUUCAUUAUCCUCAUCAUCAUCCUCGUCACACGCAGACGUGGAACCAAAGAGUUUUAUCCACGAGCUUCCAUGAGUGAUAGGUCCAGCAGAUGUCAAAGCAGUUCGGAAGAGUUUGAAAUUGAAGAAAUUGAAGUUACUGAAGUGAAUGUAUUGAACCAAGAGGAGAGAUUUGACUACAAGAACAACCUGCUGAAAGAGAAGGUCCACGUGAAUACUCAGCCUAAAGUCAUUGAUCUUGACAAAGAGAUGCAAAAAUUUUCCAAGUGAGGAAAAGACAAAGAAAAAGUGAGUCUGGAGUCACUGGCUGGUCCAGAGGCUGCGCUCCAAAAUGAACACCACACUGCCUUCUGUCCCGGCAGGAGAGACUGCAAGAGAUAAAAUAUUGUGAAAUUCAGAAUACCAAUAAAAACAGUUCACACUGAGGUAUUGUAUUUUCAAAAGCCAGUAUUAGAUACAAGAAUGUUGUUUUCUUGAUUUACACUUGAUCAAAAUAAAAAGAUUUGACUGGGACCAACGUACACGGCACGAUAGCGCCACCCAGAGGGGAGUCUAUUCUAAGCCUCGACAGCUGAAUGAAGGAGUUAUGUGUGUAUAAGUUGCAUAAAGUUGUGAUUGAGUGAAUUUUAAUUAUCAAUUAUAAGAGCUUUUACCAUUAUUGCUCAAAUUUAGCAAAUAUUUUCACCUUGUUCUUUGUUUUACUUACAUAUCGAUCUUGGCUUAACUGACUGGACUGAAGCACCGCUACUAUCAGUGUAUACUGCUUCCUGUAGCCUAUAUGAUUAACUGUAUGCUUACCGACCAAUGAAGCAGCGUAUGUAAAAAUGUUUUAUUUCGAUGCUCGGACUGUAUUUUUUGUGGAAUGUGCCUUUUUUUAAACAUGUAUUAAAUUCAAUGUUUUAGGCUGA